AUGUCUAACCUUUCCGUGCAAUUGACUGCCCCGAACGGGCGCUCCUAUGCCCAGCCCAUUGGUCUCUUCAUUAACAACGAGUUUGUUGCUUCCAAGUCCGGGGAGAAGAUCUCUUCUAUCAACCCUUCUAACGAAGCGGAAAUCACCUCCGUCUAUGCCGCCGGUGAGGAGGAUGUUGAUGCUGCCGUCAAGGCCGCACGCAAGGCCCUCAAGGACCCUUCCUGGAAGCUUCUGCCCGCUACUGAGCGCGGUGUUCUCAUGCUAAAGCUCGCCGACCUGAUUGAGCAACACAAGGAGACUCUGGCCACCAUUGAGACUUGGGAUAACGGUAAGCCUUACCAGGUUUCGCUGAACGACGAUCUCGGCGAGGUCACCUCUUGCCUCCGCUACUACGCCGGCUGGGCCGACAAGGUCACUGGCCAGACCAUCGGCACCACCCCUCAAAAGUUCGCCUACACUCUGCGCCAACCCAUUGGUGUCGUUGGCCAAAUUAUUCCCUGGAACUUCCCUCUGGCUAUGGCCGCCUGGAAGCUCGGCCCUGCCCUGGCCUGCGGUAACACUAUCGUCAUGAAGGCUGCCGAGCAGACCCCGCUCAGCAUUCUUUACCUGGGCAACCUCAUCAAGGAGGCUGGUUUCCCUCCUGGUGUCAUUAACAUUCUGAACGGCCACGGCCGUGUCGCUGGUGCUGCGCUGGUUCAACACAACGAUGUUGAUAAGGUUGCAUUCACUGGCUCCACUAUCACUGGUCGCGAGAUCAUGAAGAUGGCCGCCGGCACCCUGAAGAACAUCACCCUCGAGACUGGUGGCAAGUCCCCUCUGAUCGUUUUCGAGGACGCCGACAUCGAGCAGGCCGCCAAGUGGGCUCACAUUGGUAUCAUGUACAACCAGGGUCAAGUCUGCACCUCUACUUCCCGUCUUCUAGUCCACGAGUCCGUCUAUGAUAAGUUCGUUGCUGUCUUCAAGGAAGUUGUCGCUUCCACCAGCAAGGUCGGCGACCCCUUCGACGACGAAACCUUCCAGGGUCCCCAGGUCACCAAGGCCCAGUACGACCGAGUCCUCUCCUACAUCGAGGCCGGUAAGUCCGAGGGCGCAACUCUCGUCUCUGGCGGCGAGCCAUACAAGAAUGUCGGCGACGGCAAGGGCUUCUUCAUCGCCCCUACCAUCUUCACCGGCGUCAAGGACAACAUGCGCAUCUACCGCGAAGAAGUCUUCGGCCCCUUCGUCGUCAUCGCCAGCUUCAAGGGCGAGGAAGAAGCUGUCACCCGCGCCAACGACACCACCUACGGUCUCGGUGCGGCCGUCUUCACCAAGGACAUCGAGCGUGCACACCGUGUUGCUUCAGACAUUGAGGCCGGUAUGGUCUGGAUCAACAGCAGCAACGACAGCGACUUCCGCGUGCCAUUCGGUGGUGUCAAGCAGAGUGGUAUUGGUCGGGAACUGGGCGAGGCUGGUAUGGAGGCGUACUCGCAGACCAAGGCUGUCCAUGUCAACAUGGGUAGCCGGCUGUAA
This is a messenger RNA of Penicillium waksmanii, 1509 nucleotides long. RefSeq names its product aldehyde dehydrogenase family protein. The transcript has 3 exons. The coding region runs from base 1 to 1509 and encodes 502 amino acids. Gene Ontology annotation, molecular function: oxidoreductase activity, acting on the aldehyde or oxo group of donors, NAD or NADP as acceptor. The record is from RefSeq and is a predicted model, not a curated record. NCBI's taxonomy places the organism in Eukaryota, Fungi, Ascomycota, Eurotiomycetes, Eurotiales, Aspergillaceae.